Branchiostoma belcheri (Belcher's lancelet) is the source of this 1077-nucleotide messenger RNA. RefSeq lists its product as uncharacterized. Bases 1 to 1077 code for a protein of 358 amino acids. The record is from RefSeq and is a predicted model, not a curated record. The transcript is spliced from 3 exons. NCBI's taxonomy places the organism in Eukaryota, Metazoa, Chordata, Leptocardii, Amphioxiformes, Branchiostomatidae.
AUGGGGACAAACAGCGGAGGAUUUUACAUCCCGGAGAUCCAUGUUCACCCUCCCUCCCCUGAGCUAGCUCCCUGUACCCGGGGGCCGGAGCCUCACGUGCGGAAGGAUGAUGCAGGCUACGACGCCGUGGGCUGUCCCGGUAAAAACGGCUCACGGCAAGACAGCGGGCUGCUCACCGUCCCCAACAGAGCCGACCAUUUCUUAUACACGUCCCCGGGAAGGGCGCCAAAAUGUAGCGGGAAAUGCAAGCUAUCAGAAGACGGGAAACUCGCCCCGAAUAAGACCUUAUACUGGCGGGGCUCUCCCGAAGUCAGGCGGGCGCAGCCGCGACCGCGCCGGAGGGAGGACAGCCCGUACAUUGACCCCAUCGACGCCCUGCGGAGCAAUCCUUCCCACGACUUAGCCGAGGAGGCCCGCUACACCGAGCCGUAUAACUCCCGCAAAAACUCCGCAUACCAAUGGAAGAAGAUCGCAAGGCGCGAUCCUGGACCGAAAGGGACCUCUACGUACGAAAACGUUGGGAGAGAAGGCGGUGGUUCGAGGGGCUCACUGGUGCAACAGUGCGCGUGUCAGUGUAGCAGGAACAUCGCAACGCCGCCGGCUACUGGUGAGGGUCAUGGGACUAGGCAGGAACCGGGUACAAGUUCCACUAACACCAGAGAACCAGAAGCCGAAAAUCACGACUACCAUGACGUCAAACCAACCGACCCCACCGUUUGCGAGCCUUAUAUGGUAACCAACAUGACCACAAUAACUCAACAAUGGCAGCCAUCUUGGAACGACAUCAAGUCGUCUGUCGGUAGCCAUGGCAACGGCCCUGAGGAAAACAACCAGUACGAGGUGAUUCCGGACCACGCUGGGCCCGAGGUUGUUUUAGAGAACAGAAUCAACAUGGCGGCCGCGGAGGGCGAUGCCAUUCAGGCGGAAAAUAGGGGACAUUUCUUCUUCCUCUUUCUGUUCCUGUUGCUGUUUGUAGCAGGGAUCGUCUGCCUUAUUCUGCGAUUCUCGACUUCAACGUUUCAGCAUGCGCAAGUCAGUACCGGAAAUAUGCCUGGAGGAAUUCAGCUGAUACCAUAA